AUGACAUCACUUAAAGAACUGAGAUUAGAUAACAAUCCUCUAGACUGCUUGAAUUGCGAAUUAGAAAAGAUUAAGAUUUUUCUACAAAAUCAUACAAAUUUGGGAGAUACAGGUGCUAGGUGUGACGGACAACUGCUAAUACGCCAUUCUUUCACCAACUGUAAAGAAUCAGAGACGACACCAGAUGGGGUUCAAACUUCCACUACUACGAACCAUCAAAGAAGUACAGUUGACAGUACAACAGGCAUAAAAGAUACUGACGUUAUCAUCUAUAUAUCGAGCGGAGCUGGCAUAUUUCUCGUUUUCAUUUGCAGUAUCGUUGGCUUUUGUGUAGGAAAAAAGUACCAGAGCGCAAAUAUAAAUCAAAAUUUAGGAAAUAAUCAACAGAUACAUUUGAAUGCUCGUGCAAACGUAGACGAUGCAGUUUCAACAAGCCAAAACAUUCCAACUAGAAGGGGGAGAGAUAUGGAAUAUGAAGAAAUAAAUGAAAUAGAGAUGUCCGAUUUUAUUUUGUCACCAUCCGGACAAGGAAGUACUACUGCUGAUGAAAACUCAAAUCAUUCGUCAGAAAGGAUACAGCUGCCUACAGAAGAUUAUCUGAAUCCAUAUCAGUCGCUGCUGCCUUCACUACAGCGGCCAACACAGGAGGAUUCAGAUGACUCUGGGGAGAGCAGGCCUUACACAAACCUGUACGAACCUCUUCAACAUAAUAGACAGGACGAAUCGUCAUCGUAUGCAAGAUGUGCAAGUAUAGUGUGUGAAGAAGUCGUUGAUGAACCAAUUUAAACAAAUCGAUUCAAAAUUAAAGGAAAAGGGCAAACGGUAUAUGAACACUUUCGAAAAUAACAACUUUGCAGUUACGAUAUUACCAUUGAAUAGUUUUUAAAAAGUUGAGCACACUUGUGCUGAUAUGAAAUAAGUAGAGCAUCUACGAUACCCUUUUUGAAAUUCUCCUUUAAUCAGAUAAAAGAAGAUGUGGUAUGAGUGCCAAUGCGAAAACUCUCCAUCCAAGUGACAAUUUAUAAAAGUAAACCAUUAUAGGUCAAAGUACGGUCUUCAACACGAAGCCUUGGCUCACAUCAAACAGCGAGCUAAAAAGAGCGCCUAAAAUUAGUUUAUUAAAACCAUUCAAACAGGAAAACCAACGGUCUAAUCUAUAUAAAAAAAGAAACAGUUUAAAAAUUAUCAAGAAACAUAUGAUAUCACUUUGCCUUAGUUGAAUUUGUCUAUUAUAUUAGGAUUACUAUUGAUGAUAUGUUUUUAAUCAUUUUUCUGUACUUAUCCAUUCAUGGCUUUCAAUGUUUUGAUUUGAGUGUUGUUGCUCUUCAGACUUAUUUAUUGUAUAAAAGUGAUAAGUUUUUUUCGAUCACUGGGUCGAUACAACAUGCAUGUUGAACUAUUGUUUCCCGAAGUUAGUUUGUCGAUGCUCCCAUUAUUUAUAAUACAUCUUUUUGUACAUUCUCUGUAUCUUAAUGUAUCAAUCUUUAAGGAACUAGGGUUUCGACUCCCUUUUGCAAAGUUAUCCUUAGAUAUAUUGAACAUAAAGUUAUUAAAGUGUGUCGGUUUAUAAACACCCUUGGCUGUAAUGUUUUAAGAGUUUAGCGUAUCUAACGCGUCUUAAUCAAGUAAAGUUCAAAAGCCUAAAAAAUGCCCGCAUAUAUUUACUUCUAUAACAUUUUAUAUUAUCUGUCUAUUUUCUUAUGUACAGUUUAUUGCAUAGAAAUUGUUUGUUAUUUUGUUUUAUAGUUAUAAAUAUAAUAGAAUACAAUUCAGAAAUGUGCAGAUAUACUUCAUCAAUUCUGUUUCUGUAAUGUUUAAGAAUUUACUUAGGUAAUCUAAAGUAAAAUCAAAUAAUCUAAGAAUUCAAAAUUGAAGCUUAUAGAUAUAGGUAGAUGUGGUGUGAGUGCCAAGCUGGAAAAGUGAAAUUAAGGAUCAUAAUGAGCUAAAAAUAUUGAUAGGUCAUGGAGCUCCUUUUCGAGAUAUUUGAUUUAUAAAAUAUUGCGGGAAAAGGCUGACUCAGACUUUUAUAUUAUAUAUGCAUUGGUAUUACUUGGGUUCAAAAUCAACAGAAAGAAAAUCAAGAAUCUGCUUAAAUUUUGUCAAACGAUCUUUUAUGAGCUAUUAAUUCUUAUGUUAAGUGAUAAAUAUGUGUUAUGCGGAAAAAUAUUUUACCCUGUGUCGUAUGGAAAAACACUAAGAAGUCCUAACAUUUGACACUUAUUCCAAAACCUCACCUUUACAUCCUUAAUGUAGCAAAGGAGCAAUUAAAUAGCAAAUAGCAAAAUUUCAAAACAACAACCAACAGAAGUCUACCAUAAUCAAAGAAAAUUUGAGAUUAAACAACGUAAAUCCACCAAAUGACCUGGAUAAGAUUAUUUGCUUCAAAAUGAUAAACAGUUAUUGCUGUUUAAUUGACUAUCGUUAUAAUUGCUCCCAUCAUUAUUCAAUGCAAGACAUAUUUAACAAUUUGAUCACAGUAAGUGUAUGUCUAUAUGUUGAUGUUAUUUUGAACAUUUUAUCAUGGUCUUUUUACAACAAGUAUCUAUCAGCAUAUGUAUACUUUUCCAUUGUUGAGUACUACAAACAUAUAAGUUUUAAGAAAACUGCGUGCACUCAUUAAGUGUAUUUAUAAAAAGAUUAUUCCCUCCAUAUAAACGAAAAGCACCAGACUUUAUAUUUAGUUUAACUGUUUAUUAUACAAGUGUGUCAUUAUAAAGAUGUGCUUCCUUAUACAUUAUCAUACUGCAUCUGUUUUACUCAACUAUUGUAUUCGUAUUUAUAUUGUACUUUGUAUAUAUACUUGUGUAUUAGUUUUUUUGAAAAAAUAAAUGUAUUUAUCUAUCUAUCCAUAUACCUAUCUUUUUAGUAGAACGUGAUGGUUUUAAUCGUCGUUCUUACUGAAUUUGUAGAUAACUAUAGUACUUUUGAAGGAGGAAAAGAACUAAUAUUACUCGUUGAAGGAAUAUGUUCUAUUUUUUUGUUCUCAUCACUUGGCAUUCGUAAUCUUCCGUUAAUUUUUACAAAAUCUUCUUUUCUGAAACUUAAGGAUCAAAUUUAACAAAAGUUUGCCACAAUCAUCAUAAGGGUAUUCAGGUAAGGAAAUGUCCGCCCUGAAAUUGUAAGACAAUUCAGACAUCCCGUUGUUGGGUUGCUUUCCCUGAAAUGUGUUCAGCAAAGUACGAUCUUCAAAUAAUUUAUUAUGACCAAUAUUGUCGAUUGACCCAUUGAGAAGUUAUUGCCCUUUGUAGUCAUUUUUUGGUAAAUGUUUGUAAUCUUUUAUAAAACUUAUCUCAACUUAAUACUCUGUGGCCUGGUUUUCGAAAGUAUCUUAUGACAAAGACAUGUCUUACGAUGGUAUUAGGACUUGUCAUAGUCGUAAGACAUGUUUUCGAAAGUGUCCAAAGUUACAAUUUGUCAUAAUUAUGUCGUAAACUUAAAACCCCUCUCGACAUGACUUAUAAUGGUCUAAUGAUUGUCAACUAAAAUUUAAAUGACUUUUCAUGACUUUUUUUGCAUAAUUUCUGAUUGAUUGCAAUAAAAAUAUUUGUUAUGUUUCUCAGUUAGCUAAAUAGUAGAAAUUUUAUUACUACGUGAAUUAAAAUUUGAAUCUCCUGUGCUAUAUAAUUUGGAUUUUUUUUCUAACUUAUGGUUUUGUACAAUAGAUAUACAUAUUAUUCCGUUCCUAGUAUAUUUAAUAGUACUGUAUUAACGUAUGUUCACGGACAUUUCGUUAAGCGUGUACUCGAUGUACCGAAUCUAAAAAGUAUUCACAGUUAAAUAACAAUGAAUGUAUGAUGAUACACGAAAGCGAAGUUCAAGAUUAAUCACAAUUUUAUUACUACCUAAAUUAAAACAAAUUAUCAACUUAUAUUUCAAGUCCUUUUUGUAUAAGAUGCCAUGUUUAUUAUAAUGAUAAAAAUCAAAUAUUCGUAAUAAUUGAGAUGUUCAUACUUUUCACUUUCCUUCUUAUAUUUGAUACUUUUUAAACAUUAUUUAAAAUAAUAGAAAAUAAUGUUCACUUAUGACAGUCAUAAGAGCAUCAUAGCUAUGACUCUCUUAAGACAGCUUUGAUUUACAUUCUAUAACAUAUUAUAUGAUAAUCAUAAGAUGAUCAUAAAAUAUGUCCUAAGAUAUAUCUUAUGACAUAUCGUAUGAUACUUUCGAAAACCAGGCCCCUGGGCCAUAUAGAAUUAAGUUAGUCACAAUUUUCAAUAAGGUUUCUUCAUUAGACAAAUGUAUCUUGUGACCAUGUCAUCCAACUAUAAAAGCUGCCAUUGCUAAAAAUAAAACAUAUUGGUUUACUAUAGAUGUCUAAGGGAAAAUUGUAGAAGAAAAAAAUAUUUUCAUAUGUCAAAACUUGAAAACUAGUCUUAAUAAUGAUAAGGGAUCUUUAGUAACUAUACUUAGAAUCAAAUAGGAUGCUCUGCUAUUGAUUUAACAAAUGGUCCAAAAUAAAUUAAACGUGGCCUCAAUCAUGAUUAAGGUUUCUAAUACUAUUUGGUAUGCUUAUAAACCUUAUUCUAUGUGAUUUCCAAAAAAAAAACCACUGUAGAUACAGGUGAGCGACAGAGGCUCUUGAGAGCUUCUAAUUGUAUUUUUUGUAUAUUUUUCUACAUAUUUGUAAAUAUUUGUUUGUCGAAUAUCGUUAGAUUUGAUAUACAUAUUAAUUUUUGAUAGUCUCUAUGACAUUUUGUACCUUUAUUUUGCUCUUGCCAAUGUAGAAUUAUGCGGAUGUUUAAAGAUAUAUACAAUUAAUUUAAAUAAAAUACGUAUGUUUUGUAUAAAUUUACAAAACGUUAUUGGGUGUCUUUACAGUAGGACAAACAAUUCUAGUUGUCGUUCAAUUAAAGAAAACAACAACAACAACACCUCAUUUAUGCCAUUGAAACAUUGACUCCAAGUAAAAUAGCUGAAUUUGAAAAGGUAGAAGCUUGAAGUUUAGGGAUGUUCCCUGCUCUGUUUAGAAAAAACAAGCUUUAAAAAAAACUGUUAUAAAUUGAUAGUGUAUAAGGUUUAAGACCACCAAAUCAUAGUACGUUACAUCCGG
Molecule: messenger RNA, 5047 nt
Organism: Mytilus trossulus (common blue mussel)
Lineage: Eukaryota; Metazoa; Mollusca; Bivalvia; Mytilida; Mytilidae
Exons: 4
Coding region: 1-786 (261 amino acids)
Source: RefSeq, a predicted model, not a curated record